Messenger RNA from Tigriopus californicus, 1717 nucleotides. Its product is annotated as protein C1orf43 homolog. The record is from RefSeq and is a predicted model, not a curated record. The transcript has 4 exons. Lineage: Eukaryota; Metazoa; Arthropoda; Copepoda; Harpacticoida; Harpacticidae. Bases 838 to 1623 code for a protein of 261 amino acids.
AAUAGCCAUUCUGGGACCGAAGAUAAAAAAUCAGACUAUUAGUUUGGCGACUACGUACAUAUAUUGCCUUUUGGUUCGUUCUUGUGCGUGCCCGAAACACGGCAAAGUUGGUCCACCCAAAACGGGAAACCUUGAUCUCUUUUGAGCCUGGCCCAGAAGUUGGCUCAAUGACUGUGUAGCCCAUCAGCAAGACUGGUGGUGUUGGAAAAUCAGCCAAAGAACAAUGAUCCUCGUCUAGUGCGUCCCACCCGUCCCACCCGUCCCACCCGGAUCCGUUCAUCCGUCAGAGAGCGCGUGGAUGUGAAUGUGGGUGUGAAGGCACCGAUCGCAUUGCUGGCCUCCUACAGCCUUCCUCGUCCUCGUCCUUCUGGCCUUCCCUAACUAAGCGAGGAAAAUGGUCUUUUUGUUGCCCGUGUUCCGAUGGAAUGCUUGGUCCCAAGGAGGGGUGCGAACUUACAUCAAGAACUUCUGGGCCCAAAACGAUGGCGCUUAUCCAUUUCCCGGACAUAUGGCUCAAAGCCAAGCCUUUUUCCGACAUCGAAAAGCCCACCCCAAUAAACGCCAAUUCAUUCCUCGCCCUAAAGAGAGCCGGCGACUCCGGAAGGAAGGCCAUGACAGCUUGAUGACCACUUUGGCCGGACGGAAGAUGAUUUUCGAAAAAAUCAUGAAGGACGAACUCUUUCGAGGCGAAUUUUAGUGCCCGCUCUCCUUCCUCUUUUGGCUUUUCUUGCAGUCGAUUAUCCUAGAAAUAAAUACCUCCUCAUCCUAUGCCUCCUCUCUUAUGCUACUUCGUAAUCACCCGCGUGACUACUCGGUGAGCGCCUAUCCAACCCAAGCAUGGCCACCGAGCAACUCUCGGGCACCAUUGUGCUCAUCAUCAUUGCCAUUAGCGUGCAAGCUUGCAUCAUGCUCAUCAUUUUCGCCAAACGGCAAAUCAUGCGCUUUGCCUUGCGGAAUCGGAGUGGACCCCACAUGCAUGUGGGACAAGGUGCACCCAAGGCUUUUCGGAGGGAAGUGGAUCGGCACUUGGAGUGGAUCAACCAUAUUCGCCAGGAACCUCAAUUGAACAUGGUCAAGAUCAACGCCGAGAAGCCGCAGCACUUUUUCCGGGCCCAAGCUAUGGAGGCCUUUCACCAAUUGGAACGAGCCAUUGCGGGUUAUAGCGCCAAUUACGCUCGACCGCCCUGUUCCAGUAUCCGAACCUUCCUCCACAAGUGCACCAAUGGGCCUUUGUUCAGUAUGGAUGCGCGAGACAUUGACCUUUUGGCUGACGAAUACGAUCGGGCUCGAUAUCAUUACGAGCCCUUCGAACAGAAGGAACUCCAGACCUUUACAGAGCGGAUCUCUAAGCUGCGGGGGUGUUUGUCCCGGAAUCGUGCCAACAAACCUCAUCCGUCGCCGAUGCCCGCCGUUUCACUCAAUCUGGGCGAAGAAGACAAGGGCCGACACCGCAAGAAAUGGUCCAACAACAAAGACUACGCCAAUAAUAGUGCUAAUUGUGGGACAGGGUCACCAUUUUCCAAGCAUUCAACCCAGCGGGGCAGUUCUCGUGUGACGUUAUUAGCACCUUCACCGAGUGCGAAAGACUUUAAGAGUGGGAAGAACAUUUCCGUGGAUGUGUGAUUGGGGUUGAUGGAUUCUCUAUUCAUGUGCGUGAACAUAUCUUGUAGUCCCUCUGAUUAUCUUGUUUCAUUAAAGAGGGUGUUGUGCCUACUAA